Drosophila ficusphila is the source of this 5085-nucleotide messenger RNA. RefSeq lists its product as uncharacterized. Gene Ontology annotation, biological process: neuronal signal transduction; chemotaxis. Gene Ontology annotation, cellular component: rough endoplasmic reticulum membrane; nuclear membrane. Gene Ontology annotation, molecular function: microtubule binding. The record is from RefSeq and is a predicted model, not a curated record. Lineage: Eukaryota; Metazoa; Arthropoda; Insecta; Diptera; Drosophilidae.
AUAGACAGUAUUUGUGUAUUGGAAACGCGGCUUAACUUAAUGCAGAUUUUUCCGCUGAUUCGGCUGCAAAAGAUGCACUUUUGAGGCGCAGCGAGUGCACCCACGCCCCGAGUUCGAGUGCAGUUGCAGUCGGGAAAGUUUGGAAAGUGCGCGGAGCGAGGAGAGCGACAGACUCGACGUGCUGAGAACACAAAAAAGUGGCAAAAGCGGGGAAAAAGGCAGAAAAACCCACUGAUAAACGGAAAAAUCGGAAAACUGAAAACGAAACCAACCACCGCUUGUAAAACCAGCAUCUAAGCUGCGUUUAAAAAACGGGGAUUAUGGAGUCACAGAAGCGUCCCUCGUUGCAUUUACACACGGAUGUGGCAGCCGGAGGAUCUGGACCAGCUGGAUCUGGAUCUGGAGCUGCAGCUGAGAUGUCGCCCACUUCCGGAUUCCUGCCGGACAUGCCGCAGUGGAAGAAGGACCUCAUCCAGCGCCGCAAGACAAACGUGGCCCGCACCCAGGCGGCCACCAUCGCCUCGCCCACCGAUGGCAGUUGUGGGGCUUUGGCAUCCACUGCCACUUCAUCGGAAGCCAACGCCGCUUCAGGUGCAAUUGCAGAUUCCAUGGAACCGGCGACAAUCAACUGUAGUAGCACUAGUCAAAAGAGAAAUGUGAACACUUCUGAGGAAAAGUCUGAGAAAUCUUCUAUUUCCAAUAUCAAUUCCACCGGAGGUCAUCACUCUGUUACUGCCGUCUCCCUCUCGCCCGAAGCGGCAGCAACAACAACCGUAACAGUAACACCAAUACCAAAGCAGCGAUCGAGUUUACUCAACACAAGAAGUCAGGAGAGAGAGACAGAGAUUCUGAGCGAGAGCGGCGAUAGAGAGAGGGAGAGCGAGUACGAGCCGCCGGCUGUGGUGAGUAGACGGUGUGGUGGAGUUCAGACUGGCACAAUUGGAGCAGCACAAAUCAAAACCCAAACCAAACUAAACCAAAUUUAUUUGAAAACGAAAUGCAAACCGGGACAGAGCGUUGCUGAGGGCGAGCCUUCUUCAGCAAAAGAGACGACGACCAAUAUCGAUAGCAACAAGAGCUGCAAGACCAAGAGUAUUUCCGACAAAUUGCAGAGCAACAAGUUCAUCAUCCAGCAGCAGCAGCAGCAACAACAGAAGCACCAGCAGCAGCAGCAACUGUCGCCCACGAAGGUAACGGUAAAACCGACAAUGGUCGCCAUGCAAGAGAUGAAGAAGACAACCAAACAAAAUGGCCAGCACCGACAUCGCGGCGUUUCGGUGGCCACUGGCGAUGUGGAUGCACCGAAUCCGAUUCCAGACCUACCGGUGGACACCGGCGAGGACCUGAGCUAUGGACCCGGCAUUGUCUCCAAGCUGCGUUGCCGUUACCUGAGCCUAGCGCUCCGCGAAUCCCGCCAGCAGAGCAGCAAGCAGCGUCUGCAGCGUUCCACCAGCCUGAACACUCUGCUAGAUCGCGACGACGACGAGGUGGAAGUGGAGGAGCAGGUGGCCAACCAGGUGCGUGCCAAGUCCACACCGCCGCCCAUUUUGGGUGCCAAACCUACGACAGCCAGGCCAAGUCAGCAGCAACAGGCGCAGCAGUACCAGCGUCCCGUGAGUUUGGGUGCCAAUGGAGGCUCAGCCGUGGGUAAUCAGCCCCUGUCCACGGAUGAGGCUGGCCAACCAGGUGGCAUUGCCAAUGGAGCGGGCAACCGAUCGCGUCACUUCAAGCGCGGCAACGAGGUGAUGAAGCGCGCCCGCUCCGUGGAGGCGCUGCUCUGCGAGAAGUCGCCAUGGAACAGUCAGAGAAUCACCACUGCCGCUGCAGCAACAGCAGCUAUACCAGCCACACCACAGCAACAGCAACCCGCUUCCAAGGCCGCCGCCGUGGCCGCCUCACCUGUCACCUCGCCCACCUGCGUCACCAUCGAGGACAAGAUCCACAAUGCCCGCGAGCGGCUGCACAGCGGCACGGAUGCGGCGCCACCGAAGCGACUGACCUCCAUUAUCGAUGACACCGAACGACCGCCACCGGAUCUGGUCAAGCAGACCCUUAAGAUGUUCGAGGCGAGCGCCAAUCGACGUCCCCGUGCCGCCCAUCGUUCAAACGGGGGCGGUGUGGCCAGCAAGGUGGCCAACUACAAGUCGAUCAUCAAGGAUCAAAAGCCAACAACCGGCUUCGCCUCAUCCACGCCGCUGAGGGGCUCGCAUCAUGCGCAUCCGGACAUAAUACCCCGCCAGAACGAUUCGCCCAUGACGGCGUUGAGUGUGAUGAUGCGACGCAUGGAGCUGCAGGAGCCGGAGACACCCGAAAGGGAACGGGAGCUUCGGGACACGGAGGCUACACCGCAGAGCGAGGCGCCAAGCGAGACUGAGCGAAACGAUCGCGAUCGCGAUGAGGGUGAUGGCGAUGGCGAUGGCGAAGGCGAUGACGAGAGCCACAACAACAACGAUGACGACGACAACGACGACGGCGGCGGCGGCGACAACAGCGACAAUGAGCAACGCGAUAAAAUGGGCGCGGCAGCGGCGGCAGGCGAUAAGCCUAAGCCCCCAACGGAAUCGGCAGCGGGAGGCGCCCAACGAUCAUUCGCUGCCUCGACGGAGAACGUGCAUGUAGCCAGCGGAAGUGCCACUGGCGUACGCAAGCUGACAUCCACAACAACAACAACGAACAACAAUAAUAGCAACAGCAGCACAGGAGAAUCCGGAGGACCAGCGGUGGCCAAACAGAUCGGAGUGAUCCGGCCGCUAUUCAAUAACCAGGGAGCUGGCAGUACACCGCUAACGAGUCGCGAGAUCGAGAAGAAUCGCAUCAAUGAGAUGAAGAAGUCGACGGCUAGCGAAGCCGGUGGAUCUGGAACGGGAGCGGGCUCGGGAUCGGGAUCCUCGCCCACCACUAGUCUCGACACCGUGAUAAACACCAAGGAGGCGAUGGCCAGCAGCGAAACGGAGGCCAGUGCCUCGCCGCGAUGGACGCUGCGCAAGCUGAGGAACCAGAACAAUCAGGCUGCCGGUGGAGGAGGAGGAGGAGGCAGCGGCAUCGGCGGCGGAGGAGGAGGAGCUAGUGGCGGAGGGUCGGGAGCCAGCUCGAGCCAUCAUUCCGCGGAGAACACCUCGAUGGUGUUCAACUUCUCCAAGAGCACCAAGGAGGUGCCCGACUACAUCGAAAGCGACGUUGUGAUCUACAGGCGCAAGCGGGAGUUGCCAAAACCAAAUGAGCCUGGCUUCGUGCUGCUGGGCGAUCUCUCCGUGGAGACGUCGACGGACACGGACUACGAUGAGUACUCCAUGUGCCCGCCAUCGCCGUGCGAUGUGGAGUUCGAGAAUGCCAACAUUGUGAUCGACGGCAAGUCCAGCAUACGCCAGAAACCCAAAGAGUCCACGUUCCGCGUGCAGUUCAACGACACGCUGACGUCGACGUUUGAAUACCCCUCCGAGGCGUCGAUGAGCAUCGAGGAUCCGCCGUACGCGGAUCCCUUCGGGCAUGUGAGCAAGCACCACCAGCUGCUGCUGGCGGAGCAGAUGCACCUGCUGCAGCACCAGCAGCAGUUGGAGCUGGAGCAGAUGCGCCAGUUGGGGCUGCAGGAGCAGCACCACCACGUCACCGUUGACGAGAUCAUCGAGUUGCCCACAUCGACGGCGGGACAUGGACAUGGAGUUGGACAUGGACAUGGGCUGGGCAUUGGACACAGGGCGGGGCCCGCGGGGGGCGGUACGAUGCUGGGGAAUUUACCGUUGGGCUCCACCGCUCUGGGUUUCUACACGCCCAUGAAGGGCUCGCCGAUGGACAACCUCUUCCAGCUGGGCGUCACCCGGUACGCCCUGCCCGAGAGCAGCAGCAGCGGGAGCAGCAACGGGACCCACAGCCCCAGCAGCAACGGGGGCAGUCCGGCCGGCGGCCGAUUGAUGUUCAACGGCAAUGGCAGCAUCGUCGGCAUCGGCGAGGGACUGAUCAAGGACGAAGACUUGGCAACCACGGAUGCGACGGCAUCGUCGGCGGCAGCGGGAUCCGGAUCCGGAUCUGGAUCUGGAGCUGGAACUGGAGCAGCAACAGGAGCAGGUGCCUCCUCCAAAAUGGGCUCGGCCGUGGACGAUGAUGAUUACCAUCUGACGGCGACGCCGGGCGGCGGAGUUGUGUACAGCGAGGGCACACAGAAGACCGAUCUGUUGUACUGAGUCUAAGUCCUCCUGCCAGCCAAAAUACAGAGCGCGAGGAGCUCUUUAUCUACCGGUUUCCAAACUCCCAUCAUAGCACCCGUUAACCGUUAACCGUUACCCGUUACCAUUCCCUUAAUUGAAAAGCGUGCGCUUAGGUGAAAUAUCAAUUUCGGUUAGACACAAAAAAAAAAAAAAAGAAACACGUAACGAAAAAAAGUUAAAUAACAAGGCAACGUAAACCAAGUAUGGCAAGAAAUCCAUUAAGAUACGUAUAUAAAUAGAUAUUAUUUGUAAGUUUGUAGGCCUAGAGAUCCAAUGUGUAUGUGUACUACAGAAAGCGUGUGUGUCUGUUUUCUAUAUAUAUAUAUAUAUAUGGUUUUUUUUUUUCGAUAAAUUAAUAAUUAUAUUAUUGUAAUGUAUCUACGGCACUGAAUGAACAACUUUGCUGCUUUAAUUGUAUUUGUAUUGUGUAUUCCAUUUACGGCAUUUUGAUAGUAUAUAUACAACAACAACAAAUCAACGUAUUUCCGUUUGCAUCCGAAGGUAACUUAGAUCUUCUUAAUCUACGAAGCGAGCGGUUAAGUCCGUUGGAGUAUUAACUUAACGAUCCCCAUCAUCCCUUUUCGCGACCCUUCCACUUCUUCCGCAUUUCAAAACCCCUUUCGGAAGAAAGCAAAAGAAAAUGUAACAUUGCCUCAUAAUUAUUAUAUACAUUAGCGCUUAUUAAAUAUUUUGUACAAUUGUAUUCCGUAAAUAAAUAUUAAUAUACAUCAACAUUAAAUUCUUAUUUAAAGUAUGGCUUUAUAAGCAUCAGAAAAAGUUGACAUCAAUGUUUAAAUUAAAAGAAGUACUAAAGCAUUUUAAUGAUUUGUAUAAAAAGAUAGAAACGUAAAAAAAACUUUUUGCUGAGUAUUGAUUUUGAAAA